Pseudocercospora fijiensis CIRAD86 is the source of this 909-nucleotide messenger RNA. RefSeq lists its product as uncharacterized. Gene Ontology annotation, biological process: glycolytic process. The record is from RefSeq and is a predicted model, not a curated record. Bases 36 to 728 code for a protein of 230 amino acids. The transcript has a single exon. NCBI's taxonomy places the organism in Eukaryota, Fungi, Ascomycota, Dothideomycetes, Mycosphaerellales, Mycosphaerellaceae. Gene Ontology annotation, molecular function: intramolecular phosphotransferase activity.
AAAAAAAGGAUCCCAUACCUACCAAACCACCCACCAUGCCCGCACCCUACAAACUCAUAAUCCUCCGCCACGGCCGCUCAACAUGGAACGAAAAAAACCUCUUCACCGGCUGGGUCGACGUCCCACUAAACGAGCAAGGCACAACCGAAGCCAUCCAGGCCGGAAACCUCCUCAAAGAAUCCGACUGGCUUCCAGAUCUCCUCUACACCUCACUCCUCCGCCGAGCCAUCGUAACCGCGAACCUGGCUCUGGACGAAGCAGACCGGCUCUGGAUCCCCGUCAAGCGAAGCUGGCGUCUAAACGAACGCCAUUACGGCGGCCUCCAAGGCCUCAAUAAAGCCGAAUCCGCGGAGAAACAUGGCGAGAAACAAGUCAAGAUUUGGAGGAGGAGUUAUGAUACACGACCUCCCGGGACGAGUGGGGAGUAUCGCAAAACCGAGGAUUUCGAUGGGAGGUAUCGGAAUGCGGGGAUUGAGGUUCCGAGGACGGAGUGUUUGAAGGAUGUUUUGGAGAGGGUGUUGCCGUAUUGGGAGAGUGAUGUUGUGCCGGAUUUGCAGAUGGGAAAGGUGGUGUUGAUUGCUGCGCAUGGGAAUAGUUUGAGGGCUUUGAUGAAGUAUAUGGAGGAUAUUGCGGAUGGGGAUAUUGCUGAGGUGGAGAUUCCGACUGGUGUGCCUAUUGUUUAUGAGUUGGAUGAGGAGUUUAAGGGGAAGGGGAAGCGUUUGCGAUAGGAAAUCUUGUCGGGGUCGGGGAAGGUGAGGUGAGCUCUGUGGGCUAUACACCAUCGAUGCUGCUUGUCUUCCCACGGACCUUGCUCACAAUGUCAUGACUGCUUACCAACUUAGUCUGCUAAAAGGGCUAGAUAGACUUGCCUUGGUGUAGCGAAAUCUUCGUGCCAUUCUGCACGUGCGG